This is a messenger RNA of Chelonoidis abingdonii (Abingdon island giant tortoise), 1112 nucleotides long. The record is from RefSeq and is a predicted model, not a curated record. Lineage: Eukaryota; Metazoa; Chordata; Testudines; Testudinidae.
CACCCCCGUGCGGCCGCUACGAGUUCCACUGCGGCAGCGGGGAGUGCAGGCCGCGCGGCUGGGUGUGCGACGACGAGGCCGACUGCCUGGAUGGCAGCGACGAGCUAGUGUGCAACCGGACCUGCGGCCUGGACCAGCACACAUGCGCCGUCACCGCCGAGUGCAUCCCCUACGGGCAGCUGUGCGACGGCAUCCCCCAGUGCUGGGACCAGUCCGACGAGAGCACCGACAACUGCGGAUCCACCGAGAUCCCGCCCUGCCCAGGCCUCUUCGUCUGCAACAACCGCAUGUGUGUGAAUGUCUCCCGGGUGUGCGACGGCUCGCACGACUGCCCCCAGGGCGAGGACGAGCUGGCCUGCGACAGUCCCAGUAAAACUACACAUUCCCUGGUCAGUCCGCCCGGCUCCCUGCUGCGUCCCAGCCCCUCGUGCCCGCUGCUCCAUCCGCUCGUACGCUUCCCCCCAUACCGGCUGCUCUGUGCGUCUCUGCCUCUCCCCGGGCGGCUCAGUGUUGGCUCCCGGCAGGUGUGUAACGGGCUGGCGGACUGCGCUGAUGGCAGCGAGGCCUCAGGCUGGCUGCCCUCGGAUGAGCAGGACUGCGGGCUCUGGAGCCCCUGGGCCCCCUGGAGCACCUGCAGCCGGUCAUGUGGGAUGGGCCUGCAGAUCCGCAGGCGGGUCUGCACCAGACGAGCCAACGACGUUCUGCGCCACUGCCACGGCGAGGAGACGCAGGCCCAGCAGUGCUUCGCCCUGGCCUGCCCAGGUGAGACUGGGCUGGGGGCGUUGUCCAGCAUCCAGUGGUCCUUCCGCAGCCCCAACAACCCCAGCAAGCAUGGCAACGGGCGACAGUGCCGGGGCAUCUACCGCAAGGCGCGCAGGUGCCAGACAGAUCCAUGCGAGGAGUGCGAGCACCACGGCCGGUUGCACGCCUUUGGCGACCGCUGGCGAUCGGGGCAGUGCCAGGUGUGCCAGUGCCUACCCAACCUGACAGUGCAGUGCUCCCAGUACUGCCCAUACAGCACCGUGGGGUGCCCUGAGGGGCGGGCGCUGAUGGAGGGCAGCGGUGAGGCCUGCUGCUACUGCGCUGAAGCGGGUGAGUCCUGCGCUGGGUGA